Messenger RNA from Cladocopium goreaui, 8070 nucleotides. The record is from the annotation of a GenBank genome assembly. Lineage: Eukaryota; Dinophyceae; Suessiales; Symbiodiniaceae.
AUGGCUAGUGGUUCGGGGCCACAUCCUGACCAUGGCCGUGGCGAAGGCGAUGGCGAUGCUCCUGAACCUGAGGACCAGCCGCGAGCCGGUCGAGCUUGGUAUGGGGCUGGGCGAAGUGCAGCUGAGGGCGAUGGAAGCGCUACUGCGUCUGGUGAGCAUGGACCGCAGAAUGGGGUCGCGGGGCAUCAGCACCAGACCAGUGGCGCAGAGGCAGGAGAUCCUCUACAAGUUCAAGACCCUUGGGUGCCAGCAGGGCGCUCAACAGCUGCACGGGACUCAGGUCUAGUUAGAGAAGAAGCCGCGACUUGGCAGACUAGGUCGUGGGACAACACGUGGAACCAUGACCAAUGGGGGGCGCAUGACUGGUCAGCUGGUGGUUGGAGAGGUUCCGAUUGGCAAUGGGAUCAAUGGGGUAGUUCUUUCAACACCAAGCCUGACAUGCUAGACCCUCCCACUUGGCCAGGGUGGAGUCACCGGCGCCUGUGGAUACAGGCCAUCCGUAGGUGGAACAAGCAGACAGACAUCCCCUUGCACAGGAGAGCUGACCGCGUUCUCAGGUCUCUUGGCUGGGAUCUGCAGAGCGACUUUGAGCACUUGGAUGAUGAGGUGCUCUCCUCUACCCUCUACUUGGAGGCCAUCAUUGAGGUGAUGAACGCCAAAGCUGGGGUUCGUGAGGACGAUGAGAAGCGCCGAGCAUAUCGGCAAGCCAUCUCUGAGAAUCAGAGACUUCGUGAGGAGUCCUUGGCACAGUACGCAAUUCGCAGACAGAAGGACUUCAGGAACGCGGCCAACUAUGGGGUGGUCAUCCCGAACUCUCUGAAGGCGAUGUUGCUGAAGGAAGGUGCGGGGUUGUCCGACCAGAAUCAGCAGAAUCUCACGGCUCUGCUUCAAGGCAAUGAUGAGGACCCAGACUUAGUUGCCAGGUGUCUCAGCCGCAUGGAUGUGCGUUCAGAUCGACUGAGCGCUUACGUAGAUGAUGCUGCUCGGGAACCAUCCUACUUGGCUGACACCGAUGCCACCAGUGAGGAUGACGACGUUUUUGAGAAUGAGGAGGUCCUGCAAGAGCUGGACAAGAUGGAGUUGAACGAGGACCAGAUUUGUGAGGUUUUCGCCGUCUUGGAGCGCAAGAGAUCAUGGAAGGAGAACAAGCUCUUCAAAGCGGACAUUCGAAAAGACCGAGGCAGCUUCAUCAAGGAUGGCACCAAUGGCUAUCCCCGUGGUCAAGCUGGAGGGCCCCCUGCUGGAGGCGUAGCUGGCAGAAAUCCUUCCCGCCAGGGGUUCAAUCGUGAUCAGUUGAAGAAGAUCUCCAGGUGUCGUCUUUGCCAGAAGAAAGGACACUGGGCGGCUGAAUGUCCGUCCAAGAAGGGCGCUGGUGGAGCUACAGCUUUUGCCUACUGCAGUGCCAGCGCUGAUGUGUCGAGAUCAGCUUUUACUUUCUUGUCAGUGAUGGAGGUCCGACAAGCUAUCCAUCAAGUCCUUUACGGAGAUGAUCAGCAUGGCGACGGAGGUUGGGCCUUUCUGACCUUGGAUGGGGGUGAGGCUGUCCUGGACAUCGGUGCCACUCAGGAUCUCAUAGGGCUGUCUGCCCUUGAAGAUCUGACCAAGGAGCUCAAGAAGGUGGGAUUGCAGCCUGUGAGAAUUGACAAGCCCGUCACCACACCGACAGGCAUUGGUGGGUCGGCUCGGGCGCUCUAUGCGGUGCUGCUCCCAAUUUCACCGGGCGGCAUUCCGGGAAUUCUGGAGAUGACAGUCUUGGAAGGAAAUGUGCCGCCUUUGCUGUCUGUAGGGUUCCUAGACUUUCUCAAGGCGUCCAUCGACCUUUCCGAGGACAAGCUGGUGCUGCGAACUUUGAACCUGGAGUUGCCCAUGAACAAGAUCUCAACUGGUCACCGCACUAUCUCCUUGGUCAAGUGGAAGGGUGGUGAUUUUCCCAUUCCGGAUGACGUGCAGGAUAAGUACGGCUUGCCAGAACGUGCUUUCAACAUUUCAGCUUCAGCCUUUUGUGCGUAUCCAAAAAGUGCUGCUGCCGAGUUUGUCCGUCCACAACAUGAAGAACCAAUUCAGGGAAGUAUUUCAAAGUUUUCCUUUUCACAUGAGCCCAACAUUUUCAGUGAUUUUCAUACUCCGCAAGCGAUCAACUUUGUGACGGACAGAGCAGAUUCAGCGAAAUAUCAGAGUUGCGGCAUGAUCAAAUUUGUCAUGGAGAACACUCACAAACCAGAUCUUUGGCAUGUUCACAAACCAGAUCUUUGGCAUGUGAGCAGUGCGAUGAUGUAUAUCAAGAACCAGAGCUGCGCUGCUCAAGCAAUUCGAUGGGCAGUUCACUCUGUCCUCACAGAUCAGCCUCCAGCGCCACUGAUGGAGAGCACUCGCGACUCUCGCGCUGCGCGCGGAUGGCAUCAACUGCUGAGCGCCGUGAGCGCACAGCUGGAGACCAACCGGGUGGCCUACAAGAACUUGGCUCGUGCAGAGCUUCGGACCAAGUUUGCUCCUGGGAUGAAGCUGCUGAUGCACGAGGGACACACGGUGGGAGGGUGCCUUCAUCCUUCCGAUGCCUUGAUCAACCGGUCCAACCAAUAUGCAAGAUGGACAGUGUGCCCGAAAUGCCAGGCCAGAGUGUGGUACCAGUCCCUGCGUCGGGGAAGGAGCUCAGCUCAGGGCUCGGUUCAGAGCGCUGCAACGACACCACCAAUCGAGCCCAUGUACCUCACUCCGAAGGCACCACCUGUGGCUCCUGGCCGAACGGCCGCGACACUGACGGCCCUGAAUCCCACAGAGGAGACUCACCAAGUCUUGGAGGCUGCGAUGUUGAGCUUCCAGAAUCAGGGAGCACAGAUGAGCAUGGCAAUGCAACAGGUCGGCCAGUCCCUGGAGGAGCUGGCGCGUGGGCAGGCUCAGAUGUUGAACAUGAUGCAGCCAAACCUGACACCGGCUCCGAAGCCGGCAGCCACUCCGACAUCGUCCCUGCACGAGAGCUUUCACCUGGAUGCACCAGAGGCGGUGGCAUGGUCGGAUGUGGAGUUGGAAGGGUCCAGUCCGGGCUCACUGUUCAACCCGAACGAGAUGAUGCCCAACUACGACAACAACAACCACGAAUGCUACAUCUUCAAGUAUGACCUUGGCGUGGAUCAUCCAGUAUGCCCUGACUAUAAGGUUGUUCCUGGUGUGAACGAUCAACGACAUUCCACAGAAUGCCCUGGUCUUGAAGUAUGUCCUGACUAUGAAGUCGUUCCUGGUGCGGACGAUCGACAGCGCUCCCAAGUAUGUCCAGGUGAUAAAGUAUGCCCAGGUGAUGCAGUACACCCAGGUGCUACUGAAUGUGAUCAACAGCUGAUGAGCUCAAGGGGAACACAACCUGUGGACCCGACAUCAAGGCCCACUUGGGUUCCUCCCUUUGCUCAACAUCGACACCAGCGCCUGGCCAACUGCACCUCUUUGGAAUCCGAGGCACUGGGCGACCCCAACUGGUGUACAAUCUGGAGACGUGUCGUCACAGAGAUGGGAGACAUCAUAGAAGACAGCCCUGGACCCCAUGCAGCGUUGGAUUUUGCAACACCCCUGGAUUUAUGGGUGAGCUGCUGGGGCCUGCCCAUGGACUUUGUACGGCUUGCCAACUUCUCAACUCAGGAGGUUCUGCCCCUACGUUUGGACUCUGAGGGUCAGGUCUCCGAGAAGGGCAUGUACUGGGCAGUUCACUCAGAUCUGUUGAGUGAAGAGGUCAUUGGAUUUUGGACCGAAGCUUCACAUGAUGUCUCUUCCAAGGGCGAGAUCCAUCGAUGUGCCCAGAACCUCUGCUUCCUUGCCAAGAGCACCAACAAUGGGGGCAAUCGGCGACUGGACUUUGCCGAGCUGUUCUCACCGCCUCGAGUGUCUCCUUUGGCACAACAGAUGGGUCUGAAGGUGGACGCAAGCGCAGUGUUUGACCUGACGGCUGGGUGGGAUGUUCGAAACAAAGAACAUCGGCGACGUUUUCGCACAUUUCAGAAUGAGAGACGUCCCAAGACAUUGAUGGCCUCACCGGAGUGCAAGGCUUUCUCUCCACUGCAGAAUAUCAACAAGGAGAGGAUGGACCCAGAAUACCUUCGCAAGAUCCUGACUGAGGGCCAGUUGAUGUGGAACUACAGUCUGGAAGCUGUGAACACCCAGACCGUCAAUGAUGACUAUUUUGGACUAGAACAUCCAGAGAGGGCUUCAUCUUGGAAAUUGCCACAAACACAACGUCUCCUACGCAGGCCUGACGUUGCAGUCAUCAUCUUCGAUCAAUAUGCUCUUGGUCUCACGGUAGCUCCAGAUGGCAUGCUCUCACGGAAGACCACCAGGAUUGCCACCAACAACCCAUGGCUAGCGAAGAGACUGCUACAGGCCCAAUGCGUUGGAGGGCACCCUCAUCGACAGCUCAUUGGUGGUCUCCCAGCACUAGCUCAAGAAUAUCCACCAGCUUUAUGCCGGUGCAUUGCAGAGAGCGCUCGUGACGCAGCCCUGGGACUAUCUCCUCCCUCCUUUGUGACAGAGCCCAUGGUCUCAGGUGAGCCGUCAUGGAAUUUUCCAACACUUGCUGAAGGAGAAGAAGAAGAAGAAGAGAAUGAGCCAGCGGUGGCUGAACCAGUCACCGGUGGAAACAUCCCGGUGGUGACCGAGGCACAGAAACGAUUGGUGCGUCGGGUUCACAUCAACACGGGUCAUCCUCCUCGCGACCGUCUCCUCCGAGCCCUACGAGCUGCAGGAGCCCUACCACAGGUCUUGCAUUAUGUCCAACAUGACUUUGACUGCGAGAUCUGUCAGUCGAGAAGCGGACCUGAUGUCCGGCGUAAGGCUCAACUUCCCAAGACUUUCUCCUUCAACAAGGUUCUUUGCGUGGACUUUUUCUAUGUGAAAUGGCGAGAACAUCAAAUCGCAGUUCUCAACAUGGUGGACCUCGGAAGCGGAUAUCAAGUUGCCGUGCGGGCACCUGUCGCUGAGGGAACUCAUGGUGGAACUCCAACAUCAGAGAUGGCAUGGCGUCUCCUCUUGACGACAUGGAUUCGACACUAUGGAGCUCCUCAACUCAUCCUCUGUGACGCCGGCAACGAGUUCCGAGGCUUCUUUGAACGCAGUCUUGAGAACAUGGGCAUUUUCCAACAUGUGAUACACCCGGAGAGCCCCUGGGAGAACGGCAAGUGUGAGAGACAUGGUGGAUGGCUGAAGAGCAAAAUCGACCGCGAGCUCACCAGCGGCCGAAGUGUGGUCCAAACCUUGGAAGACCUGGAUGAGCUCCUGAGCUCUCUGACCACCACGAAGAACACCUGGCUCAACAAGGGAGGCUUCACCCCCUAUCAACUGGUGUUCGGCUCAUUGCCGAGAAUUCCAGGUGAGCUGCUGGCUGAUGAUGAGUUGGCACAACAUGGCUUGAGGGAUGCCUUUGAGGAUCCCAUGGAAGUCGAUGAAGCUGCAGGCGAGUACCGUCGUCGGCACCAGAUUCGAGAACGAGCACGACAGCUGGCCAUGCAGCAGGACUCCACCGAUGCCAUCAAGGCAGCCACCAAGGCCGCACCACACCAAGAUCGGUGCUCAGCGGAACAACUUCGACCAGCCCUUUCCAGCGAGAUUUUGGGGAAGGAUCUGGCCUCAGAUCCUGCAUUGAGCACUCUCCUGAGACAAGUCAUCUCGGGACAACGAGCUGGAGCAGUAGAUGUUGCACGAGAAGGACCACCACCUGGAGGUUCUGGAUGUGAGCCAGUUGAGCGGCAGAUCAACCGCUACAUGGUCCUCUUAGGCCACAUGACCACCUUCCUCAACAAGCUCCGCAGGAAGUCCUGCCUGUUCCUCCUGGUCUUUCUCCACACGUUCCACUAUCACCUCCAGCACCUGCGCAGAGCACACCAUCUUCUAGAAGGUCAUCGACCCGAGAACCAGCCAGUGAACCUGGGGCAGCCAUCAGCCCAAACAAUGCUCCACAAAGAGGUCAAGAACAUGCAGAACCACAACUUCCUCCAAUUCCAGAGCAAGGCACCCGGAACUCCGAUCCGUGGACUUUUGGAUCGAGUUCUCCGAAGCCCGAGAAGAGAGAGAAGCCCGAGAAGAGAUCCAACAACAGCACUGACACCAGCUGAGCACAUCGACUCAACCAACCGAGUUGCUCAGCAGAUCAGGGAGUUUGAUCACCUGUCUCUUCCUCAAGAUCCUUCAGAUCAAGCUGCCACUGAGUCGGUCACGUUUUGGAAUUUUCUAUCUGGGCUUCCUCAGACCGACAAGAAGCGCAAUGAUGAGAUCUCAUUGAAAGAACUCAGUGCUGAAGAGAAAAAGUUGUUUGAGGAGUCCGACCGGCUAGAGUGGGAAGCCAUCCUUCAGACUAAAGCCGUACAUGUCAUCUACGGCGAAGAGGCACAGAAGAUCAGACAGCAGUUUUCAGAUCGGAUCGUCUCUUCACGCAUGGUGAGGCGCAAGAAGCCACAACCUCUUCUACACAGCUGGAAGGCCAAGUCGAGAUGGUGCUUGCAUGGGCAUACUGACCCUGACACUGGACUGCUGGUCACCUACGCUCCCACACCACAGACGGAAGGCAUCAUGCUCUUCCUGCAGACGGCAAUCAACCAUCAGAUGACCAUUGCUUUUGCUGAUGUGAAGAAUGCCUUCUGUCAGAGCAGGCCAAUGAAGCGCCAGCGAGGACCAAUCUUUGCCGAGCCUUGUCCAGGAUUGCCACUACCGCCUGGGGCACUUAUCUCUAUUGAUGUGCCAGUAUAUGGACUGGACGAUGCUCCAGCUGAAUGGCGAGCCACCGUCUCCGACUUCACCGUGAAGGACUUGAAGGCAGAGAGGAACGUGGUCGAACCAUGCUGGUACAAUGUAGUGGAUGAUUUCAUCAUUGCAGCUCUUCCAGAGCACUACGACAAGCUGCAGAAACAGAUGCAAGAUCGGUUUACCUUUGGUAAGUGGGAGGCCAACGAGGCCGAAUUUGCGGGCAGACACAUACGCUGCACGCCUGAGGCCAUUUACAUUGACCAGCACAAAUACAUUCAAGAACAAGUGCAUCCCAUCGCCUUGCCAAAGGGUCGAAGGCAACAAGCGAAGGAGCCAGUGAGCGAUGAUGAGUUCACGGCGCUCCGAUCACUCAUCUACCGCAUCAACUGGGUUGGCAGAGAGACCCGUCCUGAAGCAGCUGGCCUAGCCUCAAUCAUGGCAUCCAAGCUCAAGCACGCCAAAGUAGAAGACAUCCUUUUGGUGAACAAGUUUGUCAACUACCUGCGAUCUACGUCAGACCGGGCGAUCAAGAUCUGGGCCUUUGAUCCCCGAGAAAUGGCAUUUGUCGUCUUCUCAGAUGCAGGUGGGAUCAACACCAAAGGGUCUGAUUUGUUGGACGAAGAAGGUCUUCCAACAGACUCGACACAGGGUGCUUGGCUUGUUUUGGCGACUGAGAAGUUGCCACACGGCAGACAGAAGGUGAGAGCAACACCUCUGGCAUGGAGGAGCAGCAAGUUGAAAAGAAAGGUUUUCUCCACCUACGGUGGUGAGACUCAAUCCAUGUUGCAGGGCGUUAGUGAGGUUGACUGGCUCCAAGUGAUGUAUCGAGAUGCGACGGCACACGAUGUAGCUCUCUCAAACUGGCGUUGCUCAUUGUCCCCACACAUGCUGGUUAUGAAGGGAGACUGUGAACUUGGAGGGCGUCAACAACAAUGCUCAGUGACUGACGCCAAAUCGCUGUAUGACUGUUUGCUGCGUGAGAACCCAUCCGGUAAGAAGGAUCGAAAGUCCGCAUUAGAGCUAGCGAUUGUCCUCAGGGAUCUUCAAGAAACCAAAUCCAUGGUGCGCUGGGUUCCCCACCAAAAGAUGUUGGUUGAUGGUUUAACCAAAGAAGAUCCACUGAAGGCAAGUGACGCGUUGCAUCAGUUUCUCAAGUCCGGAGUCUUGAGCCUUGUAGAUGUCACUUCAGAGCUGGAAUGUAGGAAAUCAGAUCCACUUUACCGUAGGCGUAGCAAUCAAGCCAGCCGUGAGAGGUUGCUGAGCGAGUACAGGGAGAACUAUCUCCAAUUUCUGACCCCUUUGGUCAACAUUGUUUGGGGGGACUGUCAUGAAACACCACUGGACACCAUGUGA